UUCACAUUUGAAGAUGUGGUGCAUGCAGAACCAUUGGUGCCUGCAUCAACGCAAACUAUGGCGAAUGUGCUGUUCAAUCUGCAAACACCCAAGCUGGGUGGCGCUAUUGUCUUUCCGCAAUUGGAAAUGGGUAUAUCGCUGCCAGCGAAUGCGCUGCUGUAUUGGACGCAACUGGACGAGUACUAUGAAUACGAUUAUCGAAGCAAACAACAUGUCUGUCCGGUGAUAGCUGGCACACAACUCACGGUCUAUACAAGUAUUACAGCACGAAGCUAAUGGAAA
This is a messenger RNA of Rhagoletis zephyria (snowberry fruit fly), 282 nucleotides long. Its product is annotated as prolyl 4-hydroxylase subunit alpha-2-like. The record is from RefSeq and is a predicted model, not a curated record. Lineage: Eukaryota; Metazoa; Arthropoda; Insecta; Diptera; Tephritidae.